AUGGCCAGGCCGACUGUCAUCCCCACGAGCGUCAGGGCGGCCGCGCCCGAGGCCUUCAUGGUGCUCCACCUGAGGAUGAGGGUGGUGGAAGAGCAAACCAGCGCGCUGGUGCGAGACCUGGAGACGCUCGGCAUCGAUGAGCAGAGCCUUGAUCAUUUCCACUCAAAGACCUCAGAAACACCUGCUAGUCACUCAGCUAUUAGCCCUGUGCAAGCCAGGGUAGCAUUUGUGGGAGAAAAUACACUGUGGAAAAACUGUGAAACACUGGUGAAUCGAAUGUGUCGGUUAGAGAGUGUUGUACAGACACUGAAAUCAAACGUCUUCCGGCUGCAGGCAGAAAAGGAGCUGAAUCCAAAGCAUGCAGCCCAGUUGGAGCAGCGCCUGAAUGCAAUCCAUGAGGAGCAUUUACAAGAAAUGAAGAUUGUACAGCAAGAAGCAAUGAAGUUGCGGCAACGCCUAAGUGAUAUGAAACAGGCUGAAGAAAGGGCAAAUGAAGAAGUUCAGAGACUGAGUACUGCUCUGGAGAUUACAACUGCAUCCAAGAUGGAUGUAGUGAUUGCAGCUGAGGAACUGAGGAACACAAAACAGAAAAUUAACUGUAGACUUCAGGAGCUAACAGAACAGCUGUCUCAGGAGAUCAGCCUGCGGGAGUCUUUGGAGGAAUCCCAAGCAACUGUGAUGUGUCAUGUACAGGACAUGGAAAGAACAGUAGAAGCAGAACGGAAGCAGGUACAGAUAUUACAGCAGGACUGCCAAGAGUUGCGUAAAGAUGUCCAGCUAGCCCGUGUGAGGCUGCAAGAGGAGGAGGAGAGAACUGCCCAACUGGAGCAACAGUGCACACAGCUGAAAGCUGAGCUGGACUCCAGGAACUGUAUCAUUUCCCAGCUUGGUGAAGAAGCAAAAAAUGCACAGAUGUCCUUUAGCAAACAAUGCAAAGAGAACUUGCAACUUCAGUCUAAAAUGACCGCCUUGCGAGAAACAGCAGAGAAAAUACAGAUCCUUAAUGACCACUUAAGCCAGCAAUGCUCAGAGCUCAGCACCACACUCCAAAGUGUUGCCAUGGAGAAUGCUAAACUCAUUUCAGAUCAUCAGACCAUGCUUAAGGCAGAACAAGAAAAGACUCGUAAGCUGCAAGAGAAAGACUCGCUUCUGAAUGCUGCCCAUGCCAACGUUCUUGGAGAGCUGCAGAGUGUGCAGCAUGAGAGGGCUCAGCUUCAAAGAGAGCUGGAGGCCUUGCGUACAGAGCAUGGCAAAUACAGGCAGAAAGCAAGCCUUGCUGAGGAGGCAGCAACCACACAGACACAGCUUUUGGAAGGUACUGUUGCUAGACUGCAAGGUGAACUUGAGACAGCUUUGCAAGAGAAAGGAUCUCUGCUCGCAGAAAAGGAAGAUCUUCAACAGGAGAUAAGGACAACAGCAAAUGAAACAAUACAGGAAAGGAAGAAAUUGGAAGUAGAAAAAACAGAGAAUGAGCUAGAAAUGGUUUCAAUGAAAUUCACUUUGCAAACACUAGAGGAAGAGAACAAGAGGCUAUUGGAUCGCUUGGCUACACUGGUACAUGAGCAGUAUGCCCAGCAGCAGGUACAACAGGUGCUGGCAGAGCUGACUGACAGCAAAAAUAAACUGGCCUGUGACAAAGGAAAACUUCAGAUGGCAAACCUGCAGCAUCAGCUGGACGCAGCAAAGGAUGAUAACUGUAAGAUGACAGCCAUGCUGGAGCAUGUGUUAGCUUCUCAUAACAAGAUGCAAGCAGCCCUGGAUGUGGUACAAACUGAGCUGGGACACAAGGACACUGAAAUCAGCAACCUCAGAAAAGACAAGAGCCAGACUCAACAGAAAAUACAGAGGUUGGAAACAGAAUUGGAAUAUUGCCAAGCCAAACUGGUUGCCAUGGGAAGGCAGCACAGCAGCCAGGUGGAACCACUUUGCAAGGCACUAGAAGGUGCUAGAACAGACAGCAAGAAACUUGUUCUUCGUUUGGAAGAAGUUUUGCAGGUCAAUAAUACCCUGCAGAGCAAGCUGAUUCAAGCUCAGUAUGAACUGAAAAGUAAAGAAACUGAGCAUCAACAGCUGAUGGUCUGCAGGGAACAGUUAAUGGAAAAAGCCAAGACUGAGGAAAAGAUGUAUGCUGAACACCUAGAGUCUUUGAAGAAGCAGUUUGAAGCUGAACAAGAGGCUUCCAGGAAAGCUUCCUGUCAAGAAUCUGCUGAGGUAAAGAAAUCCCUUGAAGAAUCCUGCUCCAAAUUGGCUGAAGUUUCCCGUGCUAACAGGGAGCUGCAGCAGAAAGUAAUAGAGCUGGAAAAGUCUUUGUCCAAUUACAGGGAAAAGCUAAAAAGCCAGAGAGCUCAAGUCAGACAAUGCCUGGCCUAUCAAGCUAACACAGAAAGGGUAAAGGAGGCUGAAUCUGAAUUGAGGAAGAUGGAAGCAAUAAAAGAGGAGUAUCAGAAGAAGAAUUAUGAACAAUCACAGGACAUCCAGAAAUUUGUGUCAGAGUUGAAAAGUGUGCAAAGCGAGAUGCAAGUGUUGUUGAAAAACCAACGUGAGGUGCAAGUGCAGAACAGGCAGCUGGAGACCCAGCUGGAAGCGGAGAGAAGGCAAAGGGAGCAGCUGGAAAAUGAAUGUCAGAAACUGGAAAAAGCAGUCAAACAUCUGAAGAAAUAUAAAGAGGAGACAGAAAAGAAACUGAAGGAAGCCAGCAUAGAAUCAGAACAGAUCACAACUAACCUAGAAGCAGCUCACCGUUGGUUCAAAUCUAAGUUUGAUAGCCUGCAGCUAGAAGUUGUGAAAAACCACCAGACAAAGAACCCUGAAUAA
This is a messenger RNA of Gavia stellata (red-throated loon), 2814 nucleotides long. RefSeq names its product coiled-coil domain containing 150 (gene CCDC150). Lineage: Eukaryota; Metazoa; Chordata; Aves; Gaviiformes; Gaviidae. The transcript has 23 exons. The record is from RefSeq and is a predicted model, not a curated record. Bases 1 to 2814 code for a protein of 937 amino acids.